GAGCUGGGAGCUCGUUCCGCGGUGGAGCAAACCACCGAGAGGGAAGUGCGGGGGGUAGGCGGGGCGGGGAGACGUAUUGGCAGCGGACGAAACUAUCCUCUGGUGACGAUAAAGGACGAGUGAGGUUAGGUUCAGUUCGGGGGGUAAGGCAGACGGUACUACUUGGCAGCUGACAGGGGGUGCGGCUCGGACCCAACCAUUUACGAAAGGAAGGGGGGGAUGAUGCGGUGCCUAGUUGUUUGAGCUGAACCACUGACUGUACGGAGGGGAAGGGGUGUGCGUGCGUAUGUGGGUGGUACCGUUUUGAAUGAGGGGUGUUGAUAUUCAGGUGAUACUGCUGAGGAGGUGGGAAGGAUAGGAGGUGCCAUCAACUAGCGACGGGUGGAGUGUGGAUGGUACCAUUAGUGGGGGUUUUGGGGGGGUGUCACUAGUACCCCCGGUCAGAUUAGAGCGUUACCAUCAUACGUGUAGGAGGGAGGGGCUAGGUAGUAUCACUGGAGGGGCGAUAGGGGUAGUUGAGGAGGUACCAGCGACUCUGUUGGUGACCUAUUGUGGGUGGGUGAGGUAGAAUCCAUGUGGUAUUAGUGAGGACCCUAUUACUGGUGAUGCCACUGCGUUCAACAGUGGGGAAGUGUGUAGUGGAUACCACUUUGGAUGCUGAGGAGGUAUAAACCUUAGCUGACACCUGAGUGGAUGAGAGCACUCGGUCUAAUGGUGCUGUUCGGGGCGUGCUAGGCUAUACCAGCAUGUGGAGCAAGUGGUGCCAUUUUGAGCUACAACAGGGGCUAUAUCGUAUUGAGCAACAGCAUUAAGAAGUGGGUGGCCUUGUGGGACUACUCCAGGUGAGUCCUGGAGAGACGGAAAUUUGGACUUAUUUUUGGUGAGCAUGGUGGCUUGAGUGGGAGAGGAUUGCACAGGUGAUACCAUGCAAAGGCCCAGCUGCUAGGAGAAAGAAUUUUCCCCAAGCCGGACAUACAGAGGGCCCUCUUGCUGCCAUGGCCUCGAACUGUACUGGGGGCACAGCAGCAGGGAGCGUUGGCGCAGCCCUUGGCACGGCACUCAAUGCUUCCAAGACCAAGACAAAGAAGAAGCAUUUCGUCUGCCAGAAAGUGAAGCUUUUCCGAGCCUCAGAGCCGCUCCUGAGCGUCCUCAUGUGGGGAGUCAACCACACGAUUAAUGAGUUGAGUAAUGUCCCUGUCCCAGUUAUGCUAAUGCCAGAUGACUUUAAGGCCUACAGCAAGAUUAAGGUGGACAAUCAUCUUUUCAACAAGGAGAACCUGCCAAGUCGUUUCAAAUUUAAGGAAUAUUGUCCGCUGGUAUUCCGAAAUCUACGGGAAAGGUUUGGGAUUGAUGAUCAAGAUUAUCAGAAUUCUGUAACGCGGAGCGCCCCAGUGUACAGUGACAGCCAUGGCCGGUGCGGGGUCCGCUUCCUCACCACGUACGACCGGCGAUUUGUCAUCAAGGCAGUGUCAAGUGAAGAUGUUGCAGAGAUGCACAACAUACUAAAGAAGUACCACCAGUUCAUUGUGGAAUGUCAUGGGAAUACACUUCUUCCACAAUUCCUCGGCAUGUACAGGCUUACUGUGGAUGGUGUGGAAACCUACAUGGUGGUUACCAGGAACGUGUUUAGUCACCGGCUAACAGUGCAUCGGAAAUAUGACCUCAAGGGCUCAACAGUGGCAAGGGAAGCCAGUGACAAGGAAAAGGCCAAGGAUCUUCCAACAUUUAAAGACAACGACUUCCUGAACGAAGGCCAGAAGCUCCAUGUUGGAGAAGAGAGCAAAAAGAACUUUUUGGAGAAGUUGAAACGAGAUGUGGAGUUUCUUGCCCAGCUGAAGAUCAUGGAUUACAGUUUGCUGGUAGGGAUUCACGAUGUGGACCGUGCUGAGCAAGAGGAGAUGGAAGUUGAGGACCGGGCAGAUGAUGAAGAAUGUGAGAAUGAUGGUAUUGGUGGGAACCCCAUCGGUUCUUAUGGGACGCCCCCUGACAGUCCUGGCAACCUUCUCAACUUCCCUCGUUUCUUUGGGCCUGGGGAGUUUGAUCCAUCAGUGGAUGUCUACGCGAUGAAAAGCCACGAAAGUGCCCCUAAGAAGGAAGUCUAUUUCAUGGCCAUUAUAGAUAUCCUCACACCGUACGACACAAAGAAAAAAGCAGCACAUGCUGCCAAAACUGUGAAACACGGGGCUGGAGCAGAGAUUUCCACUGUCAAUCCAGAGCAGUAUUCAAAACGUUUCAAUGAAUUUAUGUCCAACAUCCUGACAUAGUUGUCUUCCCACCCUCAGCAAAACCAUGGAGGGAGAAGAAGAGUGGGGAGGGGAGAGGGCUACUUCCAAAGCAAAAGGAAUGAAGUCCACUUGGCUGGGGUGUGAUGUUCUGUGAGUGUGUGAUAACAGUGUGACUUAGCAGAAAACUAACUUCUAGCUGUAGGCCUCCAGAUAUUCCACUUUACCCGAGUGGAAAAGUGGAGUGUUGUUCUCACUCUUAUUUUGGUUGCUGAAAUACCCAAACCUAAACCUGAGGCAUUAAGUACUGUUCAGAUCUCCACUUCUUUUAUCUUUGAAGCGUAUCACAGUCUCCUGAUGGUCAGAUGCUAAUGUGAAUGAGUUGACUCUACAAACAGUGGUUCCCUUGACUGGACAACUGUUCUGCACUUGGAGCAAACCCCCUUGUUGCUUUUCUUUCUAAGAAUCGGACAGGAAAUGGUGUGCCAUUCUGAGGGGGAAACCUGUUACACUAGUGUGGAAAAGCCAUUUGAAGUCAAUUGAAGCAAAGACUCUCUCUCACUCACACACACUCACACACACCCUUUGGUAUUACAAUCCUCUUUUUCUUUUUCUUUUUUUGUGGCACCAAUGGUCAUUUUGGUGCCAAGAGGUGUGACAAGUUGGCCGCACAAAAUUUGAUGCAAAAGGGCAAGGGGAAGCUGUUUAUGGAAGAAUCCAUACACCUAUCAAGACAUGAUGUAGGCCCUUGCUGGAAAUAAUGACUACAAGAGGAUGUGGCAACCUGAAGUUAUUCUCUUGAUGAAUUGCAAAAUGUUUUGCCUGGACUAAAUUGCCUCUGUAGCAUAACUGAUGUUUUAUCAGUGUUAAUUUAAUCAUGGUUCAGUCAGCCUUUUUUAGCUUCAUCUGGUUGCAGGCCCCAUAAGAUGAUGUUAUUUUUUUUAAAAGGCUACUACUUCUUUGAACAAGAUAUUUUGUUGUGAAUCAGUGUAUUAGAAAUCUGUUUCCCUGGAGUUUGAAGUGGUUCCAAUUUGGGAGGAGCCCAAUCCCAGAACUUUGGAAGUGUAUAAUAAAUUGACACAACUGACUACUACAUAACCACUAGAACAGACCAUUGGGAUAGCUUGCGCCAGAUCACUUUUCUUAAAGAACUGAAGCUGUUCUUGUCCCAUUUGAAUUACAACUGUUUUCUUACAUCUUCAGACUGCUUCUAACCUUGGAUUUCACAACCACCUGUGUAGAAACUGCCGAAGAUUUUGAAUACUACGCAUCAAUUCCAUGUUUUAAAUUUUAGGGGGCGGGGUGUUGUUGUUUGAGGACUACUUCUUUAAAAAAAGGAAAAAAGGUGGAUUUAGCAGUUUUUGAACCAUCACCUUGCAAUCAAGAUACUUCGCUUACUCUGCCUUGAAACCAUUUCUCACAUAUGCCUUUCUUUUCCUGAAUGUGGUUGUUUGGAUGUUUGUAUCCUGUGCUGUAGUACAUGGCACUUCUUGCUUUGUGGAUUCUGUCAUGUUGAGAGAGUGUUGGAUGUUUUCCUUCCUUCCUUCCUUCCUUCCUUCCUUCCUUCCUUCCUUCCCUCCCCCCUGUAGUAUAUGCCCAUUAUUCCGAGAAGGGAUCUCUUCCCCCUUCCCACCACAGUUUUCUAAAAAAAGUGUGAUUCCAGAAUUUCAAAGACAUAGAAAGGUGUGCAAAGCUUGAGAAUCAUGGAGUAUGCUGUAAAUAAUGUAAGUUUUCUUAAAAGUGUAAAUGAAUCCAUUCAGUAGGAAUGGGAUAUGAAAAUCCCUCUUCUUGUUCACCUGUGGACUCAGGGCAGAAGCUUAAUACGUCAAAAGCCACUGUCUGCAAUGUUUAGGUGUCCAGCCAACUGUCCCACAAAUUGAGUGUAAAUAUGUGAGCAUAUUUAAGAAGCAAGAGAGGAUAUGUUGACAGGCUGUAAAUGUGUUGACAGCUUAUAGAGAAGUAACUUUCUCCUCUAAGUGCGUGUACUUGAAGUCCAAUGUGAAAUAGGAAAUAUAGCCUGGAUUCUUCAAGCUUUGAUCUGGUAAGAUAUUUCACUCCCUUUGUGCUCCGUUUGUUUGUUUUUAUUUAUUUUAUGCUUUUAUUUUUAACCAGUAAUUUAGCUGUAGUUUUGUAAAUUACAGUUUGCAACAGGCAAGUUUUGCCUCCCUUCAGACAUUUCUGUCAUUGACAAGAAACAAAAUUACUGCCAACGUCAGUCUUAAUCCAUGUGCAGAAAUUGACACACACACACACACACACAACUCAAGCACAAACUCCAAGCUUUUAGUUUCAAGGCUGUUGGUGGCUUUGACCCCGCUGCUCAUUCAGGACAGAAUGAAAGGGUGGGGCCAAAGCCACAUUCCCCCAGAUAUCCCAUCCUCACCCAUGUGAAAGACCUCAUGCUCUCUAAUCUGUUCACAGCCCAUUUGCUUCCUCUUUGAGCACCCCCCCAUCUCAAAUCCCUCCUCAAAACCCAUCCCUGAAGCCCAAGUACUAGAAGCUGUGUCUACUCGGUUCUCCCUCUUGUUUGCCUUUCCCUUCCUUCUCCCAUCCCUCUUCACUCUCUAUUCUCUCCCGUGGUCAAGCUUUAAAUUGUAAGCUGCUGGGGUAGGUAGGGGCUAGCUGCCUUAUACUGUAAAACACCAUGAAUGUUGGCAUUGCUGUGUAAACAGGUUCACUGCAGGUGGGGGUGAGGUAACACAUCCAAUAACCUGAUGCUACCCAUUGGAGUACCCCCACCCACCCUGCGAUGGUAACAUAGGCACUGCUCAUCUACAUACAAAAACAAUGUGAGUACCGUAUCUCCUCUGUUGAUUCAGAGCACUUACCCUAAGCUCAUCUUUUGCUCCCAUUGUUAUGACCCCUUGAUUUUGACUUUAUUUGCCAUGCACUGCAUCAGAAUUCUAGUCCUUAAUUACACACCAGCUUCCCCCCCUCCUCACUCCCCAUCAGCACAGCUUGUCUCCUCCUAGUCCCAUAUUUGGGCCUCCUGCCAAGCUGCACCCUAGGUCUGGAGCUGCUUCCCUCUCCUCUCUUCCAGGCCUCUCUGCAAGUCCUGCUUCUGCAGCAAAACCUCUCCUGAUUUGCUUAAGUGGCACUUUACCCAAUUCCCCCCACUAUCCCCCCCCCCAAGUAUUCCGUCUCUGAAUUCUGCCUCCAUCUAUCUGGUUAAGGUCUACAGCACUUUUGUACAGCACCUAGCAUACAACCAAGGUUACAUUAAUGUCACAGCAGUAGCAACCAUCUCCCAAGGCUUUCUGGGUGACCUGCUUUCUGGAUAUUUCUGGGGUUCAACCAGGCAGUUGAGUGGCUGUUCUGACUUCUUUCCUCUCCACCUGGCUACAUAGACUUUGAUAGAUAGGUCAGUGGAACUUGGUUCAUAGCCUAUUCCACGUUCUUAGAUCUGUUACCCACAGGCGCAAUGAAAUUCCUACCCCAUUUAGGUAUUCUGACCGUUUUUUAAAUCUGGAAACUGCAUGGGAGCAGAAGGCUGAAAAGGGCUCCGGCCUCCUUUUUGUUGUCUUAUCCUGUCUCAAGUUCUAAAAGCUUACCUAGUGCCAAUCGCCAUAACCUCCUGGACUUCCAUUGCCGAUUCUUAUCAGACAUUUCCUUUAACAUUAAUCUUGGAAGUGCAGUUUAUUCUGUUAAAUAAGUUAAAAUGUGCAUGGUUGCUUAGAUUUGCAGAUUAUUUUUAUUAAUGGCAACCUUAAAGUUUGCUUGGGACAGAAUUAUAAAUUCUUUUUUUCUAUGAAGAGUUAUAUUAACCUGGAAGUUCAGUAAGAGUGAAUUGUGGUGAGGGAGUUGCUUGUCUGUGGUGCUGUGGGAGGCAAAGUAAAAGUGGCUGAGUGCCCCUCCAAUCAGAGUACCACUGACAACAUCCCAGCUAGUAGCUACUGUUGUUGACUUGUAAUUGCAGCUGAUCAGUCUGUUUUUCUCCUGGGUGCACGCACACCGAAUCAAAAACCCUUGAUUCAGAUCACCCCAGGUUUUUUCCUCUCUGGUGUCACCACUGCAUUGUUAAAGGUGUCCAUAACCCUAUAGCUGUAGAAAAGCUGGCAAGGCGGUUAAGCAUUCUGAAGUUUGUGUGUAUUAAACAUGUGGUUGCAUAACCUAAAAUAGCAUUGGCAAGGCAAUUUUGCUUCGUUUCAGGACUGUGUGGUGGUCAGAUGUUGCUGGAGUCUUUUUGGAAACUCUUGUUUGCCUUUCUAAAGUGUAUCUAUUCCCUCACCAUUUUCAUGAAGGGCAGUACAUAUCUGUGAAACGCAGUUUGCCUGCUGGCUUAUUCCUAGAACUAAUGUCCAGUGUAGAAGAGUUCACGCUUGAACUGUAGUAGUUGAGUGUUAAGAUUAUCACCUGAAGAUUCAGAGGUAGUUUAUGGCCAUUUCCCAUGGGAUGUUUAAGAGAGACUGGAUGUCUGCUCUGGAAAGUAGCUGCUUCUGUUUUCCUGAAGCAUCCUUCAUACUUAAUCCAUGCCAGAUGUGGGAGAGCCAUUUCUCGCUCAGUGGAUGGAGGAUAAGCUAAGAGAAACUGUUACACUUGGUCCUAUGAAUAUAUAUAUUCUUAAGUGUGCAUUUUUGCUUGGAUAAUGUCUGGCCAAAGAGUAUAUGGCAUUUCUUUAUGGUAGUGACAGCAGUUUGUCAGUUCCCUCACUUUCUGGUAUAUGCUCUCUGGUAACACUAAAACCUCAACUUUAUAAAUAAAACAAAUUUAAUGGAGGAUAGGGGGGCUAUCAAUGGCUGUUAUCUAACUGAAGCCUCCACGUUGAGGCAAAAUGUCAUUGAGGUCAUUCACACAAUCGAAAACUGUUCUACCCAGGUUUGGGAGCUGUGUGUACUUUCAAUUUUUGAUUGUGUGGAAGCAAGGUUAGAGGAAAACCUGAGUAGCUUUUUCUCCUACCCUGCUUCCACACAAUCACUUCUACCCAGGUUUUCCUCUAAACUUGCUUCCACACAAUCAAAAAUUGGGAGUACACACAGCUCCCAGACCUGGGUAGAACAGUUUUCGAUUGUGCGAAUGACCUCAUUGUGUGUGCUCUAAUCAUUACAGCAGGGCUAUGGAAGAAAAUCUUGAGUGGUGAGAGUUUAACUUGCAUAUAAUCAUGUACACAUUCCCGAUUCAAUUUUGCUAAUUUAAGUGUUUCACACAGGUAACUAUGAGAUUAUUUCCAGGUACUCAGUCUAGCAUCUUCUGCACAUGGGUAUAGUAUUUCUGAGGGCCAAAACUGAUGUGAUGGUAACUAUACUUACUUUGCCCCAUUCAUGUACAAAUUGGAGGUAGGGUGGGUUGGCCAUAAAGAGGUGCAUGGAUAAACAACCCUCUCUUUCCCCAACUAUUUUAUCACCCUGUGCUUCCUCAGUUCAGGUACUUUUCUUCCAGGUGAGCUGGGGCAGAGUUUGGGAGGGUUCAACUCCCAGCACAGAUAAGUUCUUUUGAUGUUAAUAGGACACACCCAUACAAGCUUUAUAAGUGAAUGAGCCAGACGCCUGAUAAACACAGCUGUUACUGUCUUGUCUCAUUUGGCCUCAAGAGUGAAAAGUAAGGCAAAUGUGUGCAAUGUUAUCACAAAAAAUUAAAAAAAUAAAUUUGUGAAAGCAGCCUGUUACAAGUCACAUUUUUAAUUCAGUAGCUUUUUUUCACCAAUCGCCACCUAAACCUUAUGCCUGCUUGUAUACCAUAUGCAGUGGAUUCAGAGGUGUUUAAAUGUAUCUCACAGGUUCAAGAAGGCUGUUAACUGGUGACAAAUUUUAAAUCUGAAAACUAAGAAAAAAGCAGCUGUUUAUAUUUUCACAACUACUUUUUUUAAAAAAAUAGGAAUUAAGAGUCCAAUGUGCUUUUCUGUUUGCUAGAAGUAUGAGAUGGUGUUUUGAAAUGCAUGCAUGUUAAAAAGGUGAAGUCUCCCAGCUGGGGGGAACAAAAAUAAAAAUUAAAACUUUG
Hemicordylus capensis (graceful crag lizard) is the source of this 8156-nucleotide messenger RNA. It is a transcript of the gene PIP4K2B, whose product is annotated as phosphatidylinositol-5-phosphate 4-kinase type 2 beta. Bases 996 to 2264 code for a protein of 422 amino acids. Gene Ontology annotation, molecular function: phosphatidylinositol kinase activity. The record is from RefSeq and is a predicted model, not a curated record. Gene Ontology annotation, biological process: phosphatidylinositol metabolic process. The transcript is spliced from 10 exons. NCBI's taxonomy places the organism in Eukaryota, Metazoa, Chordata, Lepidosauria, Squamata, Cordylidae.